Molecule: messenger RNA, 555 nt
Organism: Rotaria socialis
Lineage: Eukaryota; Metazoa; Rotifera; Eurotatoria; Philodinida; Philodinidae
Source: the annotation of a GenBank genome assembly
AUGUCCAAUACAUCGUUAUAUUCAUUUCGUUUUGAACAUACUGAAAUCGAAAUUCCAUAUACGGAUAUUAUAUUUCAUAUCUAUCCACCAUGGACUUAUAUUAUAAGUUUUGGAUCUUGCUUAUUAUAUUUAUUCCUCAUUAGUAUUGUUUUUCCAUUGUUAACAUCAAUGUUAUCAUCGAAAGUUCAACAUUUAUUAGGAAAAAUUCAUCAUGUACUAUUAUUCAUAUAUUCGUUAUUUUCGUUUAGUAUUACUUUAUUCUAUGUAACAAAAGCAAAAGAAAUGACAAAUUGGUCAAAUUAUCUUUGUUUUCCAAUACCUCCUUGGCUUCGUAUAGUAUCGAUGACGUUUACCAUUUCGAAAAUAUGGGAAUGGUUCGAUACAGCUAUUCUAAUAUCAAAAGGACAGUCUUUGAAAAAAAUUGGAUUUCUCCAUAUUUAUCAUCAUGCAACAACAUUUUUAUUAUUUCUAUGUGUGAUGAAUUUCCCUGGUGGAGAAAAAAGUGGAAUGCUAUUAAAUGGUUUUGUUCAUACACUCAUGUAUUAUNGCUCGUGA